This is a messenger RNA of Amphibalanus amphitrite, 2041 nucleotides long. Its product is annotated as alpha-tubulin N-acetyltransferase 1-like. Gene Ontology annotation, biological process: alpha-tubulin acetylation. Gene Ontology annotation, molecular function: tubulin N-acetyltransferase activity. The record is from RefSeq and is a predicted model, not a curated record. Lineage: Eukaryota; Metazoa; Arthropoda; Thecostraca; Balanomorpha; Balanidae. The transcript has a single exon. Bases 109 to 921 code for a protein of 270 amino acids. Gene Ontology annotation, cellular component: microtubule.
CGCAGGUUUGGCGCGGCAGGUGUGAGCUUGAGGACUAAAAUUAUCAGUGUAUUGAAACUUUGGUGGCAGCCUGUGUGUUUAUUGGCAGAAUCAACCGGAAAAUUAGUCAUGAACUUUCAAUUUUCGUUGGAUUCUAUUUUCCCUGAAGAUUUGAUGAUCAUCGGACGAGAUCUCACUCCAAAAGUGGUUGAUGGAUCCCUGAAUUCAUCAACUCCUUCAGAGUAUUACUACAAACACUUCUGCAGACUUGACCCAUCCAGCAAGAUGGCACUGGGUGAAGUGUUGGACAGAAUGGGAGCUGCAUCAGCACGUGCUCAGGGUCUCUCACAGGUCAUCACAACCAUGGAGAAGCUGAGGACUUCAGAGAAUCACAUUGUGUACAUUAUCACCAGGAAGCACCCUGACAGGUCGGUGGACGGCGCCGACAUCUGCGUGGGCUUUCUGAAGGUAGGCCGGAAGCGUCUGUUCAUCCUGGACUCCUCCGGUGGCCAGAACGAGGUGAUGCCUGUCAGCGUGCUGGACUUUUACGUGCACGAGUCGCUGCAGAGGCACGGCUACGGACGACAGCUGUUCGACGCGAUGCUGCAGACGGAGCGAGUGGAGCCUGUGCAUCUGGCCAUUGACCGGCCCUCGGAUAAGCUCACAUCGUUCUUGGCCAAACACUGCGGACUGCGACAGCCCUGCCCGCAGACGAACAACUUUGUCGUCUACCCGGGAUUCUUCUCAGACCGCGAAGAGGAUGAGCUGUUCUAUCCCAACAAGAGGCGAUCACCGAUGAAGAAUGGGUAUGAAGUCACUUCGAUGGUCGGAAUCAACGGGUCGCCCUCGUUCAGUCGUCACAGCCACGGCUCGUCGGCGAGUCCGUGCCGGCCGGCCAGCCGUGAGGUCCGUAACCUGCACGACCACCACCAGCUCUGGUAGCUGAUAGUCGGUGAUCGGACGGACGGGAGAUCGACGGGCGUCGGACGCGGCGGUGAGCGAGGAACCGCCGACGGACGUACGACGUUCAGUAAGAGCAACACGAACACAGUCGUGUGGGGAGGAUGUAGGUUGCCUGCGUGUUAACAGGGCAGGGCAGAUGUCACUGUAUUGUAUAUUGCCUCAUGUAUAGACACGCCCUGUGUUGCAGACGGGUGGUAGCUAAAACUGGCAGCUUUAUAUGGGAACAAACACAGCAGUCGCUACCGUGAGGCUGGGCGGAGUGGUGUCUGCGCGCCGGGCUCUGUCUGCCCCCCCCCCCUCGAAGACACCGCGUCAAGCACAAACAAUCCGUCCCAAUCGCUCCUCACUCGCUCGCUGGCCGGAAAGCAGCUACUGAAGAUUCGUAAGCCGUGCGCCUCGUUAGGAAGACAGACUGAUGGAAACUGGAGAUUAUUAUAUACCCGUCUACUUAAUGUUAUAAUGGCUGUUAGAGAGUUAACUUACUGGACUAGUGUAGGCCGCUGCGAACAAUUGGUUCGCUGGACGGAAUCGGACCGGACCGGACCAGUGAUGACGUAUUCCGCGCUCGGCCCUGCCGCCCUGCCGGCCACCCACCAGUAUUAACCGCUGACGAGAGGCGCCGAAGCGGAUACCGUCACUGCCACCGCUGUCACCUCCGCCGUCCACUGCUGUCCGUUGUGCAAUCGUCAUGUGCCUGUAUUAACCUCCCCGGCUCGGUACAGCCGUGCCGGGCGCUCACUGACACCAAAGACGGCGUGCACUGCGCCGCGACUCGUCACUGACCCACGUGCAAUCUCUGUAAUCCACUCACGCUAGUCCUCUGCUCCCCGCUGAGUUACUCAUUUACUUGUGUCCCGUUGUGUCGUGCUUUCUCUGAAUACUCACCCUAAUCAUGGUUUCGGGACGGGCUACGCACGUUUUGGCAGCUAACGUCUCAGAUUAACAUAUUUAUGUACUCACUCGUUUUAUAUUUUGCAAUGCAUAGAGGUGUAUGAGCCGUCGUGUAACUUGUCUUAGAUAAGUGCACUUAGCUGGUGGGUCCAGUGAAAUGGAAGCGUUUGCUGUCUUUAAAGUCAAUAAAUGGAAGGUUAAAAAAAAA